CUGCCUCUAAACCUUAUGUGGUUGGUUCGUCAACAAGUCUCAGGGCAGUGGUUGAAGUCCGUUAGCCCUAAAAACAAAUGAAAUGAAAUGAACCGUGAAGACGAGUUUUGGGGAGUUUGAAUUAUUCAGUAACUCUAGGGAAGAGUUGUGAGGGAGGUUUUACAGAUACUCCUAUCAGAGGGACAAAAGCUCUGCACUUUCGAAACAUGCUUUAUCUACUCAUUUUAGGAAUAGUGGUGCCAUGCAGUUUCCAGCAAGAGACCCCUCAUAGCCGCUGCGACGAGCAUCGCAUUCUUCAGUACUCCUCUCCCUGCACGUCCUGUGCUGCGGCGUCUGCAGUCACCUGUCCCCGGGGCUUCAGGAAGGUCACCACAGACACUGGGAAUGCUAACUGCAGUUACACUGUGCAGAUCGGACAGCGUGAUUUUAUCCUACCAGGCUGCUCACACACCUGUGAAAAGGUGGUCACAGAGCGCAGGUGCUGCCCAAACUUCUGGGGUCCCCGGUGUCUGCCCUGUCCCAGUUGGUCGGAGAAGGCAUGCAACUGGCAUGGCACCUGUUUGGAUGGAACCUCAGGAAAUGGUACCUGUGUAUGCAAGAAUGGGUUCGCUGGUUUGGCUUGUCAAGAAUGCACAAACAAAAAUUCUCAUGGAGAACACUGCAAUUCAGAAUGUAACUGUGUAAAUGGGGACUGUAACUCGGGACCAGAUGGUAAUGGGGAGUGCUACUGUCAGCCACCAUAUUCAGGACCCAGGUGUGACAUCGUUUCUGAAUCCUGUAAAAACUGCUCUGCCCACUAUUACUGCAAAGGAGAGGGUGAACACGCAGUAUGUGAAUGUGUUCCCGGCUUCAAGAGGAUUGGCCGCAUUUGUGCAGGUGUAUGCGUUCCUGGUUCCUGUGAUAAGAAUGCCGAUUGCUCAGUGAAAGCUGGACGCUUUGAGUGUAAAUGUAAGCAGGGGUAUGAGGGUGAUGGGAAAGUCUGUGUGCCUGUGGAUCCCUGUGCACUGAAUAAUGGGGGCUGCCCCGUCGACUCCACCCUCUGUGAAUAUAAAGGACCCGGCCAGACUGUGUGUUCCUGCUUGAGUGGAAUGGAGAGCUCGAACCCUUCUACUGGCUGUGUUCUGAAGUCUGCCUGCGCUGACAGCACCUGUCACAGCAGUGCUCAGUGUCAGACCGGACAGGAUGGGAUUCCCAGUUGUCUGUGCACUCCUCAGCAAGUUGGUGACGGAUACAGAUGCUAUGGCACAAUCAUGGAGAGGAUCGUGGAAUUGAACAAUGAUGGGCGCUUGACUGGAGCAAUCACAUUAUUUGGGAAAGGGUGUGAAUUAAGUGUGAGCCAGCGAGGGCCGUUCACAGCUCUCGUGCCUCUUCUGCAUUUUGCAUUAACAGGAGUGUCUGAAUCAUCACUGUGCAAACAUCAUCUUAUAUUGGGUCAGUAUCUGUCCAAUGAGCUUGAAGGCAAUGACAUAUGGACGUAUAGUGGAGAGACAAUUCGCUUUAAAACGGACAAGCAAUUCAUCUUCAUGAGGGACCCAGACACGUUGUUUACAAUAAAGGAAAGUAAUCUUGUUGCAUCCAAUGGAAUAAUUCAUAUAAUUGACAAGCCAAUCACAAAUCUCCCAGCUGAUGCUUCAAGCAACACUCAGUUCACCAGCCAGACUAUCGGAGACAUCCUGGCAGAGGACACAAGAUUUAAUCGAUUUGUCUCUCUAGUUGAUAACUGUGGAGCACCUAUGCCCUUAAGAGGUCCUGGACCAUUAACGGUGUUCGUUCCCACCAAUAAUGCAAUCGACCGAUUCAGGGAUGGCAGUGUCCUCUACAUGCUGUCAGAUGCCAGACACAAGCUGCAGGAACUCCUAAAGCACCACAUGUACUCAGAGGCAGCGCUUACAGUAGACCAGCUGGCAAGUAUGCCUGAGAUUCAUACCAUGGCCAAGCAAGUCAUCAACAUCAACAUCACCAGAGAUGGCAGAAUUCUGUUAGGUGAAAAAGGAGUUUCCCUUGAGACUAAGGAUAUUAUGGCAUCCAAUGGUGUUAUCCAUCUCAUCGACGGGGUUCUGGUCCCGCCCUCCAUUGUCCCUAUAUUGCCACAUAGAUGUAAUGUCAAUGAAAGCAAAAUCCUUCAAGGUCCAUGUGUGCGAUGUAGCUAUCUGUUCAGUACUGAAUGCCCUCCUGGAAGCACCGAGGUGGAUGCACAUUUGAAGGGAUGUGAAGCUCCUCCUGUCCCUCCAUUUUCUGCCAAGAUCCUGGGAUGUGCCAAGUAUUGUAACGUAACAAAAAUGAGAGAAGAUUGCUGUAAAGGAUUCUAUGGACCAGACUGUAAACCUUGUCUUGGGGGCUUCAGUCAUCCCUGUUAUGAUAAAGGAACCUGCGUUGAUGGUAUCCAAGGCGACGGCAGCUGCCAGUGUGCCCCGGGCUUCAAGGGGGUAGCCUGCCACAUCUGCUCAGAUCCCAACAAACAUGGAGAAAAUUGUGAUGAAGACUGCCAUUGUGUGCAUGGUGUAUGUGACAACAGGCCAGGCAGCCAGGGGAUCUGCAGGCGGGCCUCCUGCCUGGAGGGGUACUCGGGGGACUUCUGUGACAAGAGGGUCACUCCCUGCAACUCAGAUGGAGUUUUCGAACACUGUCACAUCAAUGCCUACUGCACCUACAGUGGCAGCAACACUGUAUGUGUAUGUAGAGCAGGUUAUGAGGGCGAUGGACACUCCUGUGCUCCCGUUAACCUCUGCUUGAAGCCUAUCAGAGGGGGCUGUGACUCAAAUGCCCAGUGUGUGUAUGCAGGCCCAGGCAACACAUCGUGUGUGUGCACUGAGGGCUGGACGGGUGAUGGAGAAGUCUGUGCUGAAAUUAACAACUGCCUGCUGGAGAGUCGAGGAGGUUGUGAUAAAAAUGCAGAAUGUGUCUCUACAGGCCCUGGACAGAAUGACUGCUCCUGCAAAAAGGGGUACAUGGGAGAUGGGAGGGUCUGCAUCAUGGUCAAUCCCUGUCUGAAGAACAAUGGAGGGUGCCAUGAACUGGCAGCAUGCAAGCAAAAUGGUAGUGGAUUACGUAACUGUUUCUGCCCGGAGAACUACCAUGGCGAUGGGCUCACGUGCUAUGGUACCAUACGGAUGGAACUGGAGUGGAAUUCUGACUACUAUAAUUUCUAUCGUUUAAUUCAGAAAUCCCACUUAUUAAAUCUUGAUGGGAACGUCACAGCAUUGGUGCCCUCCAGGACUGCGUUCAAAAAACUAAGCAGUACUGAAGAGAAAUUUUGGUUCGACUAUUACAGACUCCCACACCUUCUAAACGCACACUUUUUAGAUGGUAUAUUUUCCUACGAGGAUUUACAACAGCAUGUCAACCAGCAAAUGCCAACUCUUCAGACAAGCACAACAUGGAACAUCAGAAACAGUAGUAGAGAGAUUAUGAUUGAAAAUGCCACCUUUCUUGUCCCUGACGUGCAAGCAGUGAAUGGAUACAUCCAUAUCAUCGAUACGGUACUGAGACCUCCGAUUUCAGCUCUUCCUGCUGUGCCACCCGACCUUAUGGACUUCCUGAACAAGACACCUGGGUUUAGCCACUUUAGAAAAACUGCGCUACUUUUCAACUUAACAGAUAAUAUAUCAAAAGAAGGCCACACCCUCAUCAUUCCAUUUGAUAGUGCCAUUGAUGAAUACUUGAAAAAGACAAAUUCUACAGAAUUGGAUGAAGAUGUUUUCAAAUAUCACAUCAUACCGGAUGAGCAGAUUUUUCCUGAUCACAUAAGGGAUGGAACUUUAAAAAGCACACUGCUUGGAAAAUCGUAUCAGAUUAUGUUUCAUGUUAACAGCAAAAAUCAGACACUGGCAAAUGAAGUUCCUCUUGACGGGUCAUUUUAUGAAACGAAUCGUGGAGUUGUCAUGGGAAUCCCACAAGUUCUGGAGAUCCAUAAGAACCGCUGUAGCAAGGAUGUGUUUCUGAAAGUUUCGGGGCGAUGUACCUCGUGUGAUUCAGUACCCAGGUGCUACAGCAUGUCCAACCCAAUAAGAGAAAGUUUUCUACCAAAUAUGAAAUCUAACUGUAGAUACAGGAAAAGAGUGGGCACCAAGAGGAAGUAUGUUUCUGGCUGCGUACUGGAGUGCUUGAAGAAAACAUCAGAUCACUCAUGUUGUCCAGGUUAUUAUGGGCAUGAAUGUUUUAAAUGCCCAGGAAAGAUAGACAAUUGGUGUUAUAACAACGGAAAGUGUGAAGAUGGUGUUCUUGGCAGUGGAGAGUGUGUCUGUAAUGAAGGAUUCCAUGGUACUGCUUGCGAAGCGUGCCAGCCAGGACGAUAUGGAAGAGAUUGCAAGUCAGAGUGCAAAUGUGUCCUGCAGAAUGGAAAGUGUAUGGAGGGAAUCGAGGGCGAUGGGACGUGUGUCUGCUAUAAAGGCUGGAAAGGAGCACAAUGCUCUACUGAAGUUGGACAAGAUGAAUGUGGAGGAUGUGCUGAAAAUGGCAAUUGUAUUUCAAAGGAUGGAGGGAAACCAACUUGUUCCUGUGUACCUGGUUAUGAAGGGGAUGGAUUAAUUUGCAAAGAAAUCAACUUGUGUGAGACUCGUAAUGGUGGCUGUUCACCAAAUGCAAAUUGCACACAAACCAACCCAGGGAUAAAUGUAUGCACCUGCAAGGAAGGUUACUACGGAGAUGGAGUUAUAUGUUUGGAAAAAAACCCCUGUCUUAAAAACAAUGGUGGCUGUGACGCAAACGCUCGCUGCAUCAAAACUGGACCUGAUUUGCAUGCAUGUUUUUGUAAAGUUGGCUACAAUGGAGAUGGAGUCGUGUGCACCCCACUCAACCCCUGCUGGAAGGAUAAUGGAGGCUGUAACAUUAAUGCCCGGUGUAGGCAGACUGGUCCAGGGGAGCACAACUGCACCUGUUACCUUGGUUACAGGGGAGAUGGUUUCAAUUGUGCAGGAAGCAUUUCCCGUGAGCUACUACAUCUUUCAGCUGCCAGUUGGUACCGCAGUGCGUUGAGAAUGGCUAGGAUCAGAGAUAUUUAUUCAAAAGGACCUCUAACAGUCUUUGUACCACACAGAGAUUACAUUGGAAACUCAACAAUUACAGCCUGGUUCAAUGCAAGUCGAGCUCCUGACCUGUUGAGGUACCAUAUAGUGGGCUGUGAGGAGCUUUCACUGUCUGAUCUGAAGUCCAUUGACACAGUAGUGGCUGCAUCUGGGCAUGAACUGAAGUUCAGUGUCAAAAAGGGUGUCCUGUACCUUAAUGAUGAUGCACAAAUACUUGAGAGUGACCAUUUCGGCUCAAAUGGAGUCAUUCAUAUCCUUGACAAAAUCCUAACCCCAUACGAUUUGAGUACAAAAGCAGUGAUAUCCCCACCGUUGAACGUGACAUCAGCGGCAGAGGCAUAUGGUUACAGCCAAUUCAGUAAACUGCUAAAAGACACAAACCUUGUUACUUUGGUGGAGAACAAAGUGCUUCAGCCUUUCACCAUGUUCUGGCCCUCGGAUGAGGCCUUGAACGCCCUGUCUGCGGAGAGAAAGACUUGGCUCUACAGUGAGGAUCAUCGGGAUAAACUGGAGGCCUUCAUGAAAGCACACAUGGUUCGAGACAUCGCAACAGUGGCAGUUAGUCUGCCCACACAGGAGAUGCGCUCAAUGUAUGGGACAUCAUCUAUAUCCGUCAGCUGCGACAAAACAAAAAUUGGGAAAUUGCUGAUCAACAAUAACGAGGCCAAAAUUAUGGAACGCCACCUGGUUUUUGAUGGGGGUAUUGCUUAUGGGAUUGACCAGCUUCUCGAACCACCUAAUCUUGGAGCUCGCUGUGAUGGUUUAGAUCAAAAGCAAAUACAUGGGCGGUGUGGAAGCUGUUUCAGACCACCUAACUGCCCGUUAUUCUCCCAGGACACGGGGAAAGUAUCAUCAUGCUUCCAUCAGCAUGGAUUCCAAGGAAGAAUGUAUCUAACGCCAUUUACAUCCUUUCGUCACCGUUGGGACGAUAGUUUUCCAAGGUUUGGCUGUAGACGGGAGUGCAAGGUGACAGAAUGGACAUUUCGCUGCUGUAAAAACCACCAUGGAAUGAACUGCCAUGUUUGCCCUGGAGGUCUGGAGGCCCCCUGUGGCGCCCAUGGGGACUGUGACGACGGACGUGCGGGCACCGGCGCAUGCAAAUGCCACCCUGGUUUCAAAGGGUCAGCCUGUGAACUGUGUCUCGCCAACCACUAUGGUUCUGAAUGUACAGUAUGCAAAUGCGCAGUGCAUGGCAAGUGUGAUGACGGCAUGGAUGGCAGUGGAAACUGCUUCUGUGACGAGGGCUGGACUGGAAACUACUGUGAAUCAAAACUGGAGAGCACGCCAGUCUGCUCCCCAGGUUGUCAUCCAAAUGCUGUGUGCCUUCUUGGCAACCAGUGUGAAUGUCAGAACCCCUUUGAGGGGGAUGGUCUGAAUUGCACAGCUCCUGACUUCUGCAGCGAAUACAACGGAGGCUGCCACCAACAUGCAGACUGUCUGCAGGAUGAACUCAACGUCACCUGCUCGUGCACAUCAGGCUACUCUGGCGAUGGCAAUGACUGCUCCCCCAUCGACAGAUGCACAGACAACAAUGGAGGCUGCAGUGAUUUUGCAACAUGUGUGUUCACGGGGCCGAAUGAGAGAGGAUGCCAGUGCAAUGCUGGUUAUGUAGGAGAUGGCCUCCAGUGCCUGGAGAAGGCGGUACCACCUACUGACCGAUGUCUGGAAGACAAUGGAGGAUGUCAUCCUAAAGCUUCCUGCAAGGACCUGCAUUUCCACACAAAAACAGCCGGAGUGUUUCACUUGAGAUCUCCAGACGGAAAGUACAAGAUGAACUUCACAUCUGCGGAGGCAUCGUGCCAGGCUGAGGGCGCCAUGCUUGCCACCUUCAGUCAGCUGGCUGAUGCCCAGCAGCUUGGUAUGCAUUUGUGUGUUGCAGGCUGGAUAGAUGGGAGGAAAGUGGGCUAUCCAAUAAGAUUUCCAUCUGCCAAAUGUGGUGACAACCGUGUGGGCAUCAUUCUAUACAAAGAUCCAGUAGACACAAGCAGUACAUACGAUGCCUAUUGUUACAGAAUGCAAGAUGUUGAAUGUGUCUGUAAACGAGAUUAUGUUGGAGACGGAUCGUUUUGCAAUGGAGAUCUGGCCAGUGUUCUAGCCAUGAAUGCCAAAUUCUCCACUUUUUACUCCGCCAUAUUGAGGUACGCAAGCACUGCCGUGGAAGGACAGAAUCUGAUGAACUUCCUGUCUGCAAGCUCAUCCUUUGCCACACUGUUUGUGCCUCAUGAUGAAGGAUUCUCUGUCAAUGAGACUCUGUCUUGGAGAGAUAUGGAGUAUCACGUCUCCAUUAACCACAGCAUCCACUUCUUUAACAAUUUGACGCAGAACUUGGUCAUCCCUUCACGACUGGGAUGCGAUCUCACUAUAGUGAUACCAGGAGCUAAUGCAACACUGUCUGAUAAUGCCGAACCUAAACUUGUCAACAAGAGAAGGAUUUUAGUGUGGGACAUUCCAGCCAUGAAUGGCGUUAUCCACAUUAUUGAAGGACCACUAAAAGCACCUCCCCAAAUUGUGAAACCGUCUCCUUCCACUACUCAGUCUGGAGGGGCCUACGGUGUCCCCAUCCUGGUUACACUCUUUGUCCUUCUUGCUGCGUCUGGUAUGGCAUACUAUGUGUUCAGGCGCAAGAAGGAUGCUUUCCGCUUCCAGUUUUUCAAGAAUGAAGACGAAGGUGGUCCUUCAUCAGAGAGCACAAACCCUGGUCUGGUUUCCAUUCCCAACCCCUGCUACAGUGGCUAUACAGCCUUUGCAGAACCAUUUGGAGAUUCAACCACCAAGGGGCCUGCUGACCCACAGAACCUCCUUGAAUGAUUCAAAUGCAGCCACACCAUUUCUGCAAACACAAAAGAAGACUUCGGAAUCAUAAACGUAUGUGUUACAAAAUGCUUAGAGAGUGAGAAACUUUGGAUGGAACCUUAAUAAAACUUAAAUAUUCAUACUGCAA
Molecule: messenger RNA, 7965 nt
Organism: Clupea harengus (Atlantic herring)
Lineage: Eukaryota; Metazoa; Chordata; Actinopteri; Clupeiformes; Clupeidae
Gene: stab1
Product: stabilin 1
Biological process (GO): cell adhesion
Molecular function (GO): hyaluronic acid binding; calcium ion binding
Source: RefSeq, a predicted model, not a curated record